UCUCUUUUUUUACAGAUUAACUGUUGUUGGUUAUUGCAAGAGGAGUCGUUGGCACAUUUCAAGUCCAGGAAAGCACUUGCUGUUCCCACAUUCAGACUGAGCGCCAGGCCCUUGGGCCUCUUGUUGAUCAGCCAGAGGCUGAUGAAUCAGAUCACUGAAGCAGAAAGUGUUCUUCAGAGAAAGAGAACUGCAGCUGUUAAUUCUCUGAAGAUAGCGUGGAUUCCAACGUAUGAACGACUAAAGACCUUCCUUAAAACCCUCAAGUCUGUCCUGAAAAAAGCUGUCAACUCGCAAAUAAAUGAAGGUACAUUUGUGGACCUGUUCCAAGUUUUUGCUGGAAUGUUUCUAGUACAAUUUAAAGUGAUUGGAGAGAAAAGGAGUUUUAAGAUGGGUGGAAUGAAUGUGCUUUCCAUAAAUGACCUCCGCUACGAUUAUGAAGAUGAAGUGUUUCACAAACCGACAGUAGUAGUUACUGUUGCAGAGGUGAAGAAAACAGCCCAAAAAUCUAAGAAGAGAAAAAAGGUACCCAAACGAGAGUUUGAUCAGUGUGUUAAGAUACGAAAAAUGGACGGAGGAGAUGAGGUAGCCACUACUGACAUAGGUGACUUGCAUGUCGAUGCUGGUGAUGAUUUUCAUGAUGAAGGUGAUGAUGACAUGGACGAUGAUGUUGAAUUUGGCAGUAAACUGCGUGGACAGCUCGGUAUAGAACUUCUAGCCGACAUUGAACGUUCAUGUCUGAUUAAGGUUGAUAACAAGCGCAUGAUUCUGGGAUUGACUGUUGAAGCCACACUGGUCCGACUAACAUGCUUGGAGAUGGACCUCGAUGACUUGAAGAAAAUGCAAGGCAAACCUCCCGAGGAAAAUCCGACUCAUGUAGCAACCAUCUUCUAUACAAAAGCAUAUGAAGAGGGAUGAACGUGCACAGUUGAUAUACAUUAUGCGGCACCUGUUGUUCCUCUCAAAUGACAAUGAUGCAAAUCUUUUACCCACUGUUCUCUGAGCAAAUGUUGUGACCAUUUAAUACUAGGGCAAUCAUUUGUCACUUUCUCUUGUCUUCUUUUCCUUUGCGAUCUCUACUUUCUCUUUUUAUUGCAAUGGACAGAGUGCAGAACGUAGAAAGUUUGAUACAGCUGUGACAUGCAAACAAUGAUGGUGUAAGUUACGAAGAAUGAUGAUGCUUGGCAACGUGAGCCCACUAAAUGGUUUGGUGUUUCAUUGAAUUGGUAAAAGAUCAAUAAAUCAGGUUGACUAAUCCAAUAUGGAAUUAUAUGGAUGGAUUUUUCCCAUUGAGUCUGUCAACUAGCAAACACGCUGACAGUUCUUACGUAAUGAUGAAUAAUGAGCCAUUAAUUUGCAUGUUAAAGUGACAUGAUGAUUGAAAGAGGUAAGACAUGUAAGAGGAGACAGGUGUGUGGUACAUUGGUAUUACUAAACAUUUACAUUCUACAUGUAUUCAUGGCUUUUGGAAUACCAAAAGGCGUGAUGGCUCAAGAACUUGUACAUGUAUCUUGUCCAAAUUUUUUCCGGUUUAGGGGCCAAAUAAUUCCCCAAUUCUCAGUAGAUGGAGGGAGUGUUACAUUGUAUGUCGAGGCCUUUAUUUUUUUUGCUGUUGCUGUUUAAAAUUACUGUUAACAAUUUAUCAGUUAUCUGACGAGUACCUCUUAGUCUAACACAUAGCAAUGGUCAAGCUGUUCUAUCAGAUAUCAGUAGCUAAAAAUACUUUUUUCUCUCCAACAUUGGGAUUUUCCCACUUUUACAUUUAUGUGCCUGGUGCCCAUGGCCAGAAGUAAUAACAAAGGUAAAGUGCGUUCCAGUCUUCUUUUCGGGGGUCGCCCAAUAUCGUAUGUAAUUCAAUAAUCUACCAUUUAUUUAUUAUAUUUUGUUGUCAGCCUCUUUCCAUUUUGGUAUUCCUUUGUUAUGACAUUCCACAAUAUCUGCCGAGAAACCAUGAUCCUGGUGCCUGGCAAUCUUUUUUUCUGUUUGCUUCACAACUUGAUUCUUUACAUUUACAGUAACAAAGUGUUUGAUGGUUUUUCAUCAUUGUGCCAUGUCUGUAUAUAUUAGUAGCAGUGUUUCUUUGAGUAUUUCUAUUUCUUUAUUGAAUAAUGAGUAAGUGGCAAAACUAAUCGCCGAAGUGGGCCGGACACACAACUCGGUCCGUCGUUGAAAGCAAGGCCAAUGUAAAUUUUCUUUUAUUUUGGAAAAUAUAACCUGACUUACCUGACAAAUACAUUAGAACAUCCUUGUUGAAUUUGAAAGUUUCGAUA
Lineus longissimus is the source of this 2267-nucleotide messenger RNA. RefSeq lists its product as uncharacterized. Lineage: Eukaryota; Metazoa; Nemertea; Pilidiophora; Heteronemertea; Lineidae. Bases 142 to 915 code for a protein of 257 amino acids. The transcript has 6 exons. The record is from RefSeq and is a predicted model, not a curated record.